UAGCGUUAACACCGGUGGAGCAAUUCCGUGGCCUUGGCAGUCUACGUUUAGCGGCUUCCAUCUGCAGUUCAGUUGUCUGCCGUACUUAAAUCCUCUCAUCGGAUGGAUGGGAACGAUGACCGCACUAGAUCGGCGGAUGAAUCUAACGACGGACCGGAGGAUGGUGGCGUAAAAACCAUGAAGAGCGGCCGACAUGUCCAAAGGAGAAAGGCGGAUGUAAAUUUUUCCCUUCAGGUACCCGCUUCCCCACCAACCUUCGUGACCAUGCGUCAACUUACAGAAGCUGCAAAUGCAUUCUACAACAUGUCGCUAGCUCAUGAAAUCACAGUGGACUCCGAUUUCCGCAUUGAAAAGUAUGAACUUCCGGAGGAAAGCCUUGAACACACGGUGAAAGAAACAUUGCAUCGUGCCUUCUGGGACUUGCUUCGCUCCAGUUUAGAGGCCGAUCCACCCGACUAUCAACCAGCUUUGCGACUUUUGAUGGAAAUCAAGCAGUCUCUCAACGGCUUGGUUCUGCCAAAUCAGAAAACUUUACAAAAGCUGAUCGAAAGCUCUUUGGAUCUGGAUGUUGCCAACGCACAGCUGCAGCAAACCGGGCACCUCAGUUUGGAGACAUACGCCAUACAAGUGAUCAACCUGAUGCGGCAAUUUUGCGCCCCUGUACGUGACAAAGAAGUGGAGGAUCUGCGCAAAAUAGACGACCCAGUGGAAGCGUUCAGACAGGCCUUUAUUGUCUUGGAAAAGAUGCACAUGGAUUUGGCCAACUUUACAAUCACUCAAAUGCGACCCUACAUCCGACAGCAAGCAGUGAAUUACGAGCGCGCAAAAUUCGCGGACUUCUUGGAGGCUCAACGAGCUAUCGGGAUUGAUGCUCUCCAGCACACACGAAAAUGGAUACAGGACGCUUACAGGGUGCUCGCUCCUCAUGUCACCUCAUUUGAAAACACUGCCAGAUUCUCCGUGGCCAUUUCCCGUCAAAGUGCAAGCUCCGCGGCCGCCGCAAAAACGCCACCGGAGCGUGUCGAAGUAACCAGCUCAGAUGAAGAGAUUCCCCUUACCCCAAACAACAUACUUCGCGAGGCUUAUUUGUCUUUGCUCACAUGGCCCGCUAAUAAAGAAUGGCCCGAGACAAUGGUUAUGGACCAACAACGAUUGCUUGAUUUGGGCACUCAACUGGUCAACAUUGUUACUCUGACUUCGAUGAUUCUCGUCAUUUGCAAUUUCGUUGCUUCGAACGCCACCGAGAUAUUUGCCCAACCGAAGCUCAUCAGAACCGAUCCCAAUAUGAUGCUGGAGCUUAAACGAAUGAUAUGUAAUGCCGGCAUUCUGUUACUCCAGUCACACGAUAUUGGGACAGUCGGACAAAAGUCUAGACUGUUUUGUGACGAAGCUCUGUUCACGUUGCAGCGUUGGCUCGCCGCACACAUGGACACAGAUGAUGAAUCUGUGCCGGAUGAGUCCGGCUCAUCCUUUACCCCUUUACAAGCGUGCCAUUUGAUCUCCGAUUCGCUACAACGGACGCUGACCAGUCAGGUGGAUGAAGUGGUGCGUGGCCGGCACCCGGUCUACUUGCUGAUGCUAAAACGUGCCCUGACGUUUCUGCGUGCUGCGUUGUCCUCCCACCCACCGGAAUCGUUAGCACUUCCUCCGGGAUUCAGCGUACUCUCCGAGUUGGGACGAUGGUCACAUACUUCGCCUUCAGUGAACCCCCAUACAUGCCCUCCUAGUUCUUCGCAAUGCGCUACCAGCUCAGCAGUUCGUCCUGUGACAUCAGGGAUAGGCGCACCAGAAGGAGUCACUUUGGGUGAUGAAAAAUCUCCGAAACGGCCACACGGACCAGAGAGCUUGAGCCUAACUAAUUUAGCUAGCCGACUAUUUCCGCUCCUUACCCACAAUCGCCAUGUGUUUGGACCUCAUUAUGCUGAAAUUAUACAGGCGAUUCUGCUCCCUCGUUCCAACUUGGCCACACCCACUACUGAACGAAGACGUAACACAAAGUUCAAAUUCUCCAUAUCUGACAGAAGUCGAAGUUCUAGCGAAAGAACUUCGUCCCGUAAUUCCGAAGCUUUCGACUCAGAUCAGCAAGAGGACGAGACCACAUUCAUAUUAAGAUAGUCUGUACCCACCGACACUCAGGCGCAACUGCAUUUAGGCUCUGUGAGAGCUUUUCUAGUGUUCACCCGAGCUAGCGCCCGCUCCUCCCUCCCAGUGUUCUCGAGCUCUCUUCUCUCAAAUCCCCACCACCUAUUCAGCCAUCUUCCUAUGGGUGCUUCCGUCCGAGUUCGGGUGUAUGAGUUUUUACUUUCCUGCUCAUCUCUUAGUUUUUUUGUGUAUUUUUAAAAUUAACUGUUCUUUCUUUGCACGCUUCCGACAUGCGCUCAGCUCCCUUGGGCUGUCUGGUCUCUAAUCUGAUUUCGUUCACAGAUGGGCUAGCCAGCGGCGGCGGGUCACUGUCGGGAGUUACCGGGGACCCAACACCAAAUCAGUUGCUGCGUCACCAUACAUUUGUAUCAACCAACCAUUGUUUGAACUGAAACACACAAUGCCCAACGAGUAAGAUUCUGAUGCUGAUUGUUCUUUACUGGUAAUCGCAAAAUGCUUGCGAAUUGACAGUAUUCCGUUUGGAUAGUAAACGAC
Molecule: messenger RNA, 2637 nt
Organism: Dicrocoelium dendriticum
Lineage: Eukaryota; Metazoa; Platyhelminthes; Trematoda; Plagiorchiida; Dicrocoeliidae
Source: the annotation of a GenBank genome assembly